CAAAGUCUUGGUAAGAGCCUGGUGGAGCCAAACAAUACCAAUACAGGCUGGGUGAACAUGAGCCAUAGCACCGUGGUGUUGGGUACAGAUGGAAUCGCAUCUGUUCGGCCUGGCAGCGUCACUGAGGAGGAAGAUGAAGGAGAUGAAAAUAAAGCCCGGGGCAAUUGGUCUAGCAAGAUGGACUUCAUCCUCUCCAUGGUGGGUUAUGCAGUAGGGCUGGGCAAUGUCUGGAGGUUCCCGUACCUGGCCUUUAAGAAUGGGGGAGGUGCAUUUCUUAUUCCCUAUUUGACAAUGUUGGCUCUGGCUGGAAUCCCUAUCUUUUUAUUGGAAGUUUCUCUGGGACAAUUUGCUAGUCAGGGACCUGUAUCUGUCUGGAAAGCCAUCCCUGCCUUACAAGGUUGUGGCAUUGCAAUGCUGAUUAUCUCUGUCCUAAUAGCCAUAUAUUAUAAUAUUAUAUUGUGCUAUACACUUUUCUACCUUUUUGCAUCCCUUUCACCUGUGUUACCUUGGGCUUCCUGUAAUAAUCCCUGGAAUACACCUGAUUGUAGAGAUAAAAACAAACUUUUGUUAGAUUCCUGUAUCAUUGGUGAUCAUCCCACGUUGCAAAUAAAAAACUCUACUUCCUGUAUGAGUGCCUAUCCAAACUUGACAAUGGUCAAUUAUACCAGCCAUGUCAGCAACAAGACUUUUGUCAGUGGCAGUGAAGAAUAUUUCAAGUACUUUGUGUUGAAGAUUUCUGCAGGAAUUGAAUAUCCUGGUGAAAUCAGGUGGCCUUUGGUACUGGCUCUCUUUCUAGCUUGGGCUAUUGUCUAUGCUUCCCUGGCUAAAGGAAUAAAAACAUCAGGAAAAGUGGUAUAUUUUACUGCUACAUUCCUAGUAGUGCUUAUCAUCUUACUUAUCAGAGGAGUUACCCUGCCAGGAGCUGGGGCUGGAAUGUGGUACUUUAUCACACCUAAAUGGGAGAAAUUAAUUGACGCUAUGGUAUGGAAAGAUGCUGCUACUCAGAUAUUCUUCUCUUUAUCUGCUGCAUGGGGUGGUCUGAUUACUCUGUCUUCCUAUAACAAAUUCCAUAACAAUCUAUACAGGGACACCUUGAUAGUAACUUGUACCAACAGUGCCACAAGUAUAUUUGCAGGCUUCGUCAUCUUUUCAGUGAUUGGAUUCAUGGCAAAUGAACUCAAAGUGGAUAUUGAAGAUGUUGCAGACCAAGGUCCUGGCAUUGCAUUUGUGGUAUAUCCUGAAGCCUUAACUAGGCUUCCACUUUCUCCAUUUUGGGCUAUAAUCUUCUUCUUGAUGCUUCUUACACUUGGAUUGGACACAAUGUUUGCCACUAUUGAAACCAUAGUGACAUCUGUUUCAGAUGAAUUUCCGAAGUAUUUACGAACCCACAAGCCACUGUUCACUCUUGGAUGCUGCAUUUCCUUUUUCAUCAUGGGUUUUCCUAUGAUCACUCAGGGUGGGAUGUACAUGUUGCAGCUUGUGGACACCUAUGCAGCAUCUUAUUCUCUUGUUAUAAUAGCCAUCUUUGAACUUGUUGGCAUUUCGUACAUUUAUGGCUUGGAACGAUUUUGUGAAGACAUUGAAAUGAUGAUUGGAUUCCAACCAAAUAGAUUCUGGAGAGUCUGUUGGGCUUUUGUGACCCCAACUAUUUUAACAUUCAUCCUUUCCUUCAGCUUCUACCAAUGGGAGCCAAUGACUUAUGCCACCUAUCAUUAUCCAGGCUGGUCAAUGGUACUAGGAUGGUUGAUGUUGGCUUGCUCUGUUAUUUGGAUUCCUAUUAUGUUUGUGAUAAAAAUGCAUCUAGCUCCUGGGAACUUCAUUGAGAGGCUCAAGUUGGUCUGCUCUCCACAGCCAGAUUGGGGGCCAUUUUUGGCUAAACAUCGUGGUGUGCGUUAUCAGAAUAUGAUAGACCCACUGGGAACGUCUUCCCUUGGACUUAAACUGCCACCAAAAGAUUUUGAAUUGGAAAUGCAAUCCUAG
Messenger RNA from Thamnophis elegans (Western terrestrial garter snake), 1980 nucleotides. RefSeq names its product solute carrier family 6 member 5 (gene SLC6A5). NCBI's taxonomy places the organism in Eukaryota, Metazoa, Chordata, Lepidosauria, Squamata, Natricidae. Gene Ontology annotation, molecular function: glycine:sodium symporter activity. Gene Ontology annotation, cellular component: membrane. Gene Ontology annotation, biological process: glycine import across plasma membrane; sodium ion transmembrane transport; synaptic transmission, glycinergic. The record is from RefSeq and is a predicted model, not a curated record.